AUGGAUGAAAAACAAGCAACAGUCAGCGACAGACAUGUCGACGAGCGCAUCCUCAAACACUCUCACGAUGCCGACGAAGCGCUCCAAGCAAUUCAACAGAUCGACGGCCAAGUAAUCGAAAUCGAUGCAGAAACCAACAAACGCCUCCUUAGGAUUAUAGAUUGGCAUUUGAUGCCGUUGAUGUGUGUUGUUUAUGGGAUGAAUUAUUUGGACAAAACCACAAUUUCGUAUGCGAGUAUCAUGGGCAUGCAAAAGGAUCUUCGUCUCAAAGGGAACGAUUAUCAGUGGCUGGGGAGUAUGUUCUACUUUGGUUACCUUGGCUGGGAAUACCCAGCCAGCCAACUUCUGCAACGCAUGCCCCUAGGAAAAUACUCUGCAAUCUGCGUCGUGCUCUGGGGCAUGGUCCUGGCCUGUUUUGCAGCCGUGUCCAACUUUGGCGGUGCAGUUACCAUUCGAUUGUUUCUGGGGAUCUGUGAAGCUUCAGUUACUCCGGGAUUCGCAUUACUCACUUCUCAGUGGUACACCCGAAAAGAACAAGGCCAACGAACUGGGUUAUGGUUCAGUUUCAACGGCUUCGGCCAAAUCGUCGGCGGCCUAGUCGCAUACGGCAUCGCGAAAGGAACAGAUAAAUACGGCUCUUCAAUUGCGCCGUGGAAGAUCGUGUUCUUGGCUACUGGUCUAUUCACCAUCGUCAUCGGUCUGGCCUUUCUAUGGGUUGUUCCGGACAAUCAGUUGAAUGCGCGAUGGUUAUCCGAAGAAGAUCGCGUACUAGCCGUGGAGCGAGUACGCAUCAAUCAGCAGGGGAUCGGUAAUAAGCAUUUCAAAAUGUAUCAAUUUAAAGAAGCGAUGAUGGAUCCGAUGACAUGGGCGUUUGCGUUUUAUGCGUUGGUUGCUGAUAUUCCGAAUGGUGGUCUUACGAAUUUCUUCAGUCAAUUGAUUGAGAACUUUGGGUACACCGCAGAACAGAGUCUGUUAUACGGUUGUCCCGGUGGAGCAGUCGAAGUCAUUGCAUUGAUCUCCAGUGGAUUUCUGGGCGACUGGCUCGGACGACGACUGCUAUGUAGUAUGGGCGGCUUGGUGAGUGCCAUGGUCGGAAUGAUUCUGAUCAUUGCAUUGCCUCUCUCCAACAAUGACGGCCGAUUAAUCGGAUAUUACAUGACGCAAGCCAGUCCGACGCCGUUUGUGGCCUUGUUGUCGAUGAUUUCGUCAAAUGUUGCUGGAUAUACCAAGAAGACCACUGUCGCUGCUAUAUACCUGAUUUCGUACUGUGUGGGGAAUAUUAUCGGUCCGCAAACGUUUCGUCCCAAAGAUAAACCUCGCUAUGUCCCUGCUGAGAUCACCAUUGUGGUAUGCUAUGGAGUGUGUCUGAUUGAUAUUGCGUUUAUCUGGUGGUGGUAUUCCAAGGAGAAUAAGAAGAAAGCCAUGAUCCGGGCAAGUGAGGGAUAUGCGAAGAUGGAGAAUCAAGAGUGGCUCGAUCUGACGGAUGGAGAGAAUGCUGAGUUUGUGUAUACUCUUUGA
Messenger RNA from Talaromyces stipitatus ATCC 10500, 1518 nucleotides. Its product is annotated as MFS allantoate transporter, putative. Gene Ontology annotation, cellular component: plasma membrane. Lineage: Eukaryota; Fungi; Ascomycota; Eurotiomycetes; Eurotiales; Trichocomaceae. Gene Ontology annotation, molecular function: allantoate transmembrane transporter activity; dipeptide transmembrane transporter activity. The transcript is spliced from 7 exons. The coding region runs from base 1 to 1518 and encodes 505 amino acids. The record is from RefSeq and is a predicted model, not a curated record. Gene Ontology annotation, biological process: allantoate transport; dipeptide transport; transmembrane transport.